Messenger RNA from Salvelinus fontinalis (brook trout), 3667 nucleotides. Its product is annotated as zinc finger protein ZFP2-like. Bases 574 to 1950 code for a protein of 458 amino acids. Gene Ontology annotation, molecular function: RNA polymerase II cis-regulatory region sequence-specific DNA binding; DNA-binding transcription factor activity, RNA polymerase II-specific. The transcript is spliced from 2 exons. Lineage: Eukaryota; Metazoa; Chordata; Actinopteri; Salmoniformes; Salmonidae. The record is from RefSeq and is a predicted model, not a curated record. Gene Ontology annotation, biological process: regulation of transcription by RNA polymerase II.
UCUUUCAACAGCAGCAAGUUAGUCAGCCACCUCGGUAGCUUGCUAGCCCAAAUAGCCGAACCAAUAAAUCUCUUUAGACCCUUUCGUGUUUACUAGCCACUGUGUUUUAAACCCACUUCGGUCGUCUAGUUUGUUAUCCGAUUUAAUUAAAUAUUUACGGUGUUGUUGUUAUUAGUCAGCUAGCGGACUGGUUAAGUUAGCAUUAGCCUAGCUAGCUAACAUCUCCGACCAUGAGGUCACUUAACUAGGUUCCUCAACUGGGUUGCCCACUCCAGUCAGCAGAUGGCGAUGUGCGUAUUUUAGGUCUAAGCGAUGCUGCCAGUGUGACGUUUAAUCUAGUGGACGGGACGCUUCUUCAACAACAACAGCUAGUCAGACACCUCCGUAGCUUUCUAGAAAACAUAGCUACAACAUUCACGAUCUUUACACUGUUUUGGUGUAUAUUAGUCGCUGUGUAUUAAGCACACUUCUGUCGUAUUUACUUGUUGGCCCAUUCAAUUAUAUAUUUACGUUGUUUGUCAGCUAGCUGGUUUGCUAAGUUAGCAUUAGCCUAGCUAGCUAACAUCCCCGACAAUGAGCUCACUAAGCUACUCUCCUCCUGGUAAAGAAGAGGUCUGCUGGAUGGAGAAAGAAGCUCUCGUGAAAGAGGAGACGGAAGAGGAGUCUGUUACAAUAAAACAAGUAGAGGGUGAGACUGUUAUAGUGAAAGAAGAAGAGAAAGAAGUUGCAGUGAAAGAAGAGGAAGACGCGUUCAGAGUGAAAGAUGAGGGGGAUGUUACAGUAAAAGAAGAGGAGGAAGAGGAGGAUGCAGUUUUUGGAGAGAAAGAGGAGGAGGAGAUGACUAUCACAUCCAGAAAGGAGGAGGAAACUGAAUUUCUGGUACCGGUUUCCCAAAUGAAUCUUAAGGCAUCUUAUGGUUCUAAGCAUGAACUUAGCCGUAAUAUGGUUUUGGGAAACAGGGCCCUGAUUAACACUAGAGAGAGAUGUGACUAUCGUGGAUCCUCUGGGGAGUCUCAACAACAUCAUGAAGCUGACGAGGCAGAGAAGAGUCUCUCCAGAUCAGAACACCUCAAGAAACACCAGCAGACACCCACAGGGAAGAAGUCUCACUGCUGCUCUGACUGUGGGAAGAGAUUCAACUCUUCAGGAGACCUUAAAAUACAUCAAAGAAUUCACACGGGAGAGAAAUAUUUUGGCUGUGAUCAAUGUGGGAAGAGAUUUACUGAGUCAAGCAGCCUGAAAUCACACCAGAGAACACACACAGGAGAGAAACUUUAUAGCUGUUAUCAAUGUGGGAAAAGUUAUACUACAUCUAGCCAUCUAAUUGUACACCAGAGAACACACACAGGAGAGAAACCUUUUAGCUGUGAUCAAUGUGGGAAGAAAUUUACUGUCUCAAACUCCUUGAUAGUGCACCGGAGAAUACACACAGGAGAGAAACCUUAUAGCUGUAGUCAAUGUGGAAAGAGUUUUACUCAACCAGAAAGCCUGAUAGUGCACCAGAGAAUACACACAGGAGAGAAACCUUAUAGCUGUUAUCAAUGUGGGAAAAGUUGUACUACAUCUAGCCAUCUAAUUGUACACCAGAGAACACACACAGGAGAGAAACCUUUUAGCUGUGAUCAAUGUGGGAAGAGUUUUGGUACAUCUAGCCAUCUAAUUGUACACCAACGAACACACACAGGAGAAAAACCUUAUAGCUGUCGUCAAUGUGGGAAGAGUUUUGGUCAAUCUAGCGAUCUGACAGUGCACCAGAGAACACACACAGGAGAGAAACCUUAUAGCUGUGGUCAAUGUGGGAAGAGUUUUGUUCAAUCUGGCCAUCUGACAGUGCACCAGAGAACACACACAGGAGAGAAACCGUAUAGCUGUGGUCAAUGUGGGAAGGCUUUUAGUACAUCUGGCUAUCUGACUAUACACCAGAGAACACACACGGGAGAAAUUUUGUAGCUCUGAUAAAUCUGACAAGCGAUGCUCUGAGAAAAGACAUCUGAUCAAACAUCAGAAAAUACAUACAUGAAGGAAUUGUUUCAUGAAAUCAAUGAAAUAUCCCACCUAGGAAAAUGUAAUUGAAAAGACGUUGAAAAGAAGAAGAUGCCCGAUGUCCAAUAUACGUUCGGUUUUAAUUGAAAGUUAAAAAUAUGUAUUUUCGUUCGUUUUUUUCAAUGACUUGAAAACAACUUAAUUUCAACGUAAGCCUAGACACAUUUCAACGCAGCCUAGACACAUGGACGCAAUAUAAUGAUUUGGUCUAUAAUCAUUUUGACUAACAAGCUUACAUCACUCCAGUAUUUAUUGACAACAUUCAAAUGCAAAUUGUCUUUACUACUGAAGAAGCAUGACUCAAAUCACCUAUUCAUAUUUCAAACAUCCAGCCUGACAAAAUAUAUUUGUUUUAUUAUUCCAUGCCUCACCAUUAAGUUAAUUAUUGCCAAUACAUAUUAACAAAGGAGUGUACAUUUGGUUUUCAUAUUUCAUAUUUACAAUUCAUUUAACAUUUAGUAAUCAUAAUUAUUUAUGCAACCAACUGACAAUUUUUGGAACAAUUAUAUUGACAUUGUUGCCCUGCUUUUAAAAUAUCAGGGUUCAUUCUCAGAUAUGCCAACCCAAAUGUACUAGAGCAUGACAUUGUGGACUGGGUCCCGAUCCAACAACAUGCCUAUUGAGUGAACCCUGAAAAGAGAGAAGCUCCGCAGUGAGGUGGAAAGUUACUACGGAUAUUAAGGAGCUAAUUCUAGAAGCUAGUGAGUUUUGGGAAGACGAGAGUUCCAGAAGCUAGUGAGUUUUAGGAUUCUAUAGAAAGAAAAAUGAGAAAACAUACGAUUGAAUAUUAUUAUUUAGAAGUACGUGUUUUUUCUUGUUUUUAAUUGUUGACAGCCAGUAGACACCAUGUUUAUAUUGUAGAAGGUGAAGCAUUGUAGUUGAUUGUAAUGUGAAAUGUAAGUUUUUUCCUGUUGGUGGUGAGCAAGCGUGUCCAACAAAAAUAUAGGAUAUAUUUUUUGUCUUAAAAGGGAAGGUGUUGGAGUCAGGUUUUUCCAUUAAUGCUUUUAGGUUGGUCUUUAGCACGUAUAGCUCGUUAGCACGUAGUACAUACCUGUGCUGGUUUGUCCAUCUCGUUAGUGGGAAAGUGUUUCACCUGAGCUGGCCCAGGUUCUAUUUAAGAGUGUCUGGCCCAGUAUUCUAGUUGUCUUGAUAGAUGUGGAGAGUCAACACCUUUAGUUGCUCCACUUCCUGUCUUUUGUUUGCCUCUUCUUGGGCAGAUUUAGUGGGUCUCAUAGUGGGUAUCUUUUAGGUCCCAGUUAUUGUUACUAGUCAACUUUCAGUGGACACCCUCAUAGUGUCUUUCAGAGCCCUUCUAAAACCUGUUUAGUUGUGGUUGUUGUCAAUGACUCUUUGUUAGUUCCCUCUUCUGUUUGAGCAACAUUUCUGGUUUUCCUGCUGGCGAAUAUAACAACAAACAAUGGAGUAAAACAAGCUUAUAUUUUGGGUUGGAUAUUUCAUCCAAUUGUUCAUAUUUUAAUCAAUUGCAUUUCCUUAAAAUGCUCAUUAGUCUUUCAGUUGUUUAUCUUCAGUUUUUUAUCCUCUUAUUUUCAUUUUUUUCUGUGAAACAAUUGUGUUGCAUCAAUGUCUGAAAUGUGCUGUAUAAAUAAAGCUUGAUUUGAACAUA